Messenger RNA from Ilyonectria robusta, 901 nucleotides. Its product is annotated as Alb1-domain-containing protein. Gene Ontology annotation, biological process: ribosomal large subunit export from nucleus. The transcript has 2 exons. The coding region runs from base 172 to 696 and encodes 174 amino acids. Gene Ontology annotation, cellular component: nucleolus; preribosome, large subunit precursor. NCBI's taxonomy places the organism in Eukaryota, Fungi, Ascomycota, Sordariomycetes, Hypocreales, Nectriaceae. The record is from RefSeq and is a predicted model, not a curated record.
GCACCUUCCCGGAAACCAAUCCCCGGUGAGCCUCGGUGAGCUUAUCGCUAUCGCACCGCUGUGGGGUAAAGUACACCAAAAUUUCCAAAUCCUCCACCCCCACCAAGCCGUCACCGAUUCGACAUUACCACCAAACAUCCCCCGUCCUGCAAAAUCUCCAAGACCGCAAAAAUGGCCAAGAAGAAGGGACCCUCCGGCCGCUCCCGCGCCGCCCGCCGCGCCACCUCCCCCGGCAUCGACACCGACAAGUCGCUAAAGGACGUCAGGCCGCCCUCCAGCACCAGCGCCACCACGCGGCCCUCGGUGCUCGCCGUGCACCAGUCCGCGGGCGUGCAGAAGAAGUCCAAGAGCGGGCGCAAGAGCCAAAUGUCUGCCCGGGCGCGCCGGCGCCACGAGAAGGGCCUCGAGAUGGCCGAGGCCGUCAUCGAGCGCACCUACCACAAGGUCGAAAAGAGCAUUGACCGCGGGCGCAGCGUCAAGCAGCGCAGCAAGGCGUGGGAGGAUAUCAACAGGAUUGCCGAGGCUGAGGAGCAGCGCGAAAAGGAGCUGAAGGAGGCUGAGGGUGGUGAUGGGUGGGAGACGGACGAGGACAUGGGCGGCGCAAACGGAGACGCAGUGACAGCACCCGCUGUGGCUGCUCCUGUGCCAGCAGCUGCUGUGCCGUUGCCUAUGGAUGAUGAUGACGAAAUUCUCUGAACAGUUGCGACACUUGCGAUGCUACGUAAACGGGAUUGGGGUCGGAGUUUGGGUGUGCAAAAUUCGGGUCAUUGCCUUUUAGAGGGAUACGGGUUAUGUAUGCGGCCUGAUGAAUGAUUGGCCUUGGUUUCUUUCUUUUGCUACCUAGGUUGUAGACUCGCCUAUUUGGCAGAGAUACCCAGAGUAUAUACUAUUGAUACAUAUA